AUGAAAACUCCGCGGAAGCGCAGUCAAUCGCCGAGAGAUCUCCGUGGGGAUGCUGUAGAACGCCUUGAGAUCGCCGUAGAAUCGCAUCCGUCGCCGUCACGUUUCAGCCUUCUUGUGUGCUUCUUACUAUGCGCAUCUGUGCAGGCUUAUAAAGAGAUCUGUGUCGGUGGCAGCGGACUCAACUGUCAGGAGUGGAAGGACCAUAUGCUUGCAGAACACAAUAGAGUCAGGAAGGAUAAAAAUCUACCUCCUCUAGUUUGGAAUAAUCGACUAGCAAAGCAUGCCUUGGAGUAUGCACAAAAUUGUUCCCGCAAACACUCAGACCCUAGCGACAGGAAGUACGACGCCGAUCUUAAUUGUUACUGGAUUGGCGAAAAUGGAUGGUCUGGAUAUCGCUCGUCGGGAGAUCAAGCAACGAAGGCAUUUGAAAACGAACGGAAAUACUGGGAUGACGAAACUGAUAAAUGCAUGUUUCAUUGGACAAAAUGUGGUCAUUAUAAACAGAUAAUAAGCCCAAAGACAUGCAUGCUAGGAUGUGGACGGGCUAAGUGUGGUGACAACAAGAGGAGGAUAUGGUGUUGGUAUGCAACCAAAUGUCGUUCGUGUGAAUCUUCGAAAAGGAGAGAACUUGUACAAUUGUUAGAACUGAAAUCAGAAAACGCUCUAUACGAUUUCCAACGAGGCCUUCACAAAAAAGGCAGGUCAACUGCCGCCCCUCUCACGAAAAGACCGCCUCCAAUAUCUCAAGAAGUGACGGGGCUGAUAUCUGAAGAGAUCGACGAAAGUAACGCAGACAGUAGCGAAUCCAACGAAACCAUUUAAUAGAUCCGACAGUGGAGAAAACA
This is a messenger RNA of Saccostrea cuccullata (small rock oyster), 845 nucleotides long. RefSeq lists its product as uncharacterized. The transcript is spliced from 6 exons. Bases 1 to 822 code for a protein of 273 amino acids. The record is from RefSeq and is a predicted model, not a curated record. NCBI's taxonomy places the organism in Eukaryota, Metazoa, Mollusca, Bivalvia, Ostreida, Ostreidae.